GACGAACUUACUCUUCAGCUUCUAGCCGUCAUGCCAGCUGUUAGCUUUUAAGCCAAUCGUGCUAAUGACUUCUCAAGCACUCACAACGCUUCUGGUUUGUCUUCUUCUAUGCGUCCAAAGCAAAGAUGGCGGUGGCACGGGAUCGAGUGGUUCGUCUGCUGAUGCAGCUCGAGCGCGCCGCGUAAGUACAAAACAAACGUGCAGGUGUCCUGCUCACUCCAGCACUUUCCAUCAAGCGGUGCCGUGCACCAAGCGUGAGACGGACUACGCCUUCGAGAUGGCCAGCUCCAACAUUCGAUAUGGGGAAGGAGUCAGCAGGGAGAUUGGCAUGGACCUGCGAAACUUGGGCGCUCGGAAUGUGUGCGUGAUGACUGACAGCAACUUGUCCGGCCUGCCGCCCGUCAAGGCGGUUCUUGAGUCGCUGGCCAAGAGCGGCGUGCCCUACAAAAUGUACGAGGGCGUUCGCGUGGAGCCCACAGACACCAGCUUCAAAGAGGCGAUCGCUUUCGCCAAGAAGGGUGCCUUCGAUGCCUUUGUGGCAGUGGGUGGGGGCUCGGUGAUUGACACGUGCAAGGCGGCCAAUCUGUACUCGUGUCACCCCGACGCCAACUUCCUGGACUUUGUCAACACUCCCAUCGGCAAAGGGAAUCCUGUCACCGGCGCCUUGAAGCCACUCAUUGCAGUCCCGACGACCGCCGGCACCGGCAGUGAGACUACAGGCGUGGCCAUCUUUGACUAUGAGCCUCUAAAGGCCAAAACAGGCAUUGCCAGCCGAGCCCUGCGCCCCUCCCUGGGUGUGGUGGACCCCCUGCAUACGCUGAGCAUGCCCACCAGGGUCGCCGCCAACAGCGGCUUCGAUGUUCUCUGCCACGCUCUGGAGUCAUACACCGCCCUGCCGUACCACUGCCGCGCUCCCUGCCCCCCUGACCCUCUCAAUAGGCCCGCCUAUCAAGGCAGCAACCCCAUUAGUGAUGUGUGGGCGCGCCACGCCCUCCGACAGGUUGCCACGUAUAUGAAAAGGGCGGUUGAAAACCCGGAGGACGUGGAAGCUCGCUCCAACAUGCACCUGGCCAGCGUGUUCGCCGGCAUCGGUUUCGGAAACGCCGGCGUUCAUCUUUGCCACGGUAUGUCAUAUCCUAUCGCUGGCAACGUCAAGACGCACAAAGCUGACGGCUACAAUGUAGAGCACCCCCUUGUGCCUCACGGCCUGUCGGUGGUUCUGACGGCGCCAGCUGUGUUCAGCUUCACAGCUCCCAUGUGUCCGGAGCGCCACCUGGAGGCAGCUCAAAUCCUCGGUGCCGACAUCAGUCGUGCCAAGCGAGCAGACGCGGGCGCCGUGCUAGCCGACACGUUGCGUCACUUCCUGUUUGACCUGAAGGUGGAGGACGGCCUCGCCGCCGUCGGGUACUGCAAGGAUGACGUACCCGCGCUCGUCCAAGGAACCAUCCCGCAGGAGCGCGUGACCAAACUUUGUCCCCGCGAGCACAGCGAGGACGACUUGACGAGUCUGUUCGAAGCCUCCAUGAAGCUUUACUGAUGUGACUUCCUGUCACAUCAACAAAGUGCCUUCAAUGCUUGGCCAGAGCUGCAAUCACAGCCGAGUUUAUACACACGAAUGACUUAAAUUAGCACAACCUUUUUUUUU
Hippocampus comes (tiger tail seahorse) is the source of this 1645-nucleotide messenger RNA. It is a transcript of the gene adhfe1, whose product is annotated as alcohol dehydrogenase iron containing 1. Gene Ontology annotation, molecular function: metal ion binding; alcohol dehydrogenase (NAD+) activity. The record is from RefSeq and is a predicted model, not a curated record. Lineage: Eukaryota; Metazoa; Chordata; Actinopteri; Syngnathiformes; Syngnathidae. Gene Ontology annotation, cellular component: mitochondrion. The transcript has 15 exons. Bases 65 to 1537 code for a protein of 490 amino acids.